ACGGCUUUCAUGCAACAGCUUUCAUGCCCCGACCGUCUGCUCUUUGAAAGUGAGAGUGCCUCAUUUAUUGCGCCCUGCAGAACUACCAAAGUUUUUUGUGUGGAAUUUCUCAAUCUUAUCUCCCACUCACGGAAAUAGCACCAGACUCAUCAACAUUUAUGCUGAAACUCUAUUACUUGGGUAGCAUUCAAGGAGAACGUGCAUGGGUGUUUUAAAUUUCGAUGUCAGUUUUCACAUUUCGACAGUUUUGGACUUUGAUAAGUGUUCUGGAGCAUUCUGGAUUAUUUUGGAUUUAAAAGAUUUGUACCAUGUGGAGGAUUAAUAUUAUGAAUGGAGAAGCAAUUUCUGAAUUCUCAUCUUUCAAGCUCGCCAGAAAAACUUCAACAACUUCGGACGCAGUAUCCAUGGAUAUCUGAAUUAUUGCCAGGAAUCGAGGACUUCCUGUGCCGCGUGUUAGCUAGGGAGGAGCUGUCGGGGCCCGCGGAGGAGCUGCGCCUCUACUUCAUAGAGCGUUUAGAUAUACUCAAGCUCCCUCCAUCUCUACCUCCCCGACACUCAGCUGGCGCCUUAGACAACAUACCAGUAUCUCCCGUAAAAUUUUCUCCCGUAAAAGAGCCCUCGCCACCAUCUCCUAACAGGGAGCUACCCAAGUCACCUUCCCCCAAACGGGACCUGGUCAAAUCCCCGAGCUGUCCGAGUAAUGUGGUCAAGGACAUCAUUGAGGAUGAUUUCGCUGCCUACCAGCGGGAGAUCUCCCGUGCCCUGCUGGCACAGAACUCCGAUGUCAUCACGGCUGAGGAUGACAAGGAAGAAGACAGUGAAGAUGAAAAGGGUGUAAAAGUGUACGACGAUAUUGACAUUGACCAGAUUCUGUCAGAAACUCCGGAAAAAACAAAAAGUAGAAAUGCUGACGUGAUUGAUGAAACAAACCUGUACGAAAUUCCUGUGUUAAAACGACUUCCAUUCCAAGAUGAGAAUACUGAUGGGAAAUCAGAUAGAGAUGUUCUUGUGGAUUCUACGGCAACAGAACCAAGCCAUGUGGAGAAAUCUGAUGUCAUGCCUCCUCCUCCCCUACCCCCUCCUCUCCCUCCGCGGCGGGAACGAGCCGUUUCCGAUGCUCAGAGUCGGAGUUCCGUGGGAAGUAUCUUGGAAGACAAGCCCCCAGAUUUACCUGAAAGACCAAAUCUACCUUCAAAGUCCGGGAUUCUCAAACAUGAUUCUAAGUCUGAGAAGUCGCUGGACACAAUGGAUGAGAUGGACAACUGUGACGGGACAUCUUACGAGUCGUAUGAAGAGGAAUAUCAACAACAGGAUUUGGACGCCAUGAACAAAUUCAACAUCAAAUUGCCAAAACCUUUAAAGAAAUCUAAAAGAAAUCAGAAAACUACCAAGUCUCGUUCCUCUAAAGAGUGGGAUAUUGCCCUGCCAUUUGGCUGUUUGGAGGAGGUUACAUUGUCAGGAGAGCUCCAAUACAAGGGGAAGUUAUCCUGGACGCGGAAGUUGGUGGCUCUAACGGAGGGUCGGAUGGUGUGUUACAAGCCAGACAAAGCGGACAGUAAGCCCGCUGUUGUGAUCAACCUGACCGGGUAUGACGCUAAGUUUGCUGAGAGAGACAAUCACCGAGGUUUUGACAUACGUUUGAUGCACCCAGCCAUGGAGAUGCACCAUUUCCUGACGGACUUCAAGGAUUGGGCCAGCAUGUGGUGUGAGUAUGUGAAUAACAUGGCCCAAGGAAAGACCCCUCCCGGUCAGUACCACCACCUGGCACGUACGUCCACCUUCACCGGUCUGGCUGCAAGUCAUGUGUAUGGAAGUAAGACUGAUAUCGGCCACUCAGUAUCCAACCUGUCCACGUGUAGCAGUGAUAACCAAGAGUUUGAUCCCUCGUCUCUUAAACGUCGUAAACGAAUGGAAGCAUCAGAUUCACAACUCCACCUGAUACUGAGAGAACAUUCCAGGAAAGUCAGCAGGAUGGGCUCUAUAGCGUUCCGGGCGACACAGUUUUUUGAAAACAUUGGUAAGAAGCCGACUACAAAGAAGUCCUCGUCCUUCUACAGUCCGUCAGGGAUGAGCCUCGGGGACCUGAAGGAAACACGACUCAGUACCUGUAGUGAUUCCCUAGGCUUUCUCCCGACCCCCUCCUCCCCUUCCUCCUCCGUUCCGGACACACCGGUCUUCCUGGAAGCUCCACAGGAUGCCAUGAGUCUCACGCGGUCUCCAGUGGAGAAAAAAAUGUGCCAUAUCGACCCACGGAUUAAACACCAAGGUUACCUGCAUAUCUAUAGCAGCUUUAACCGGCGACGCUGGGGCCAGCGGUGGUGUGUCGUGCGGGGCAGUAUGCUGGAAUGUUACCGUAAUGAGACCAGCACAGUGUGCGAACUCGAGGUCUGGCUUCGCAACUGUUUCCUACGACGUGCGACCGCGGAGACAAAGAGUGAACUAGGGCUGAUGCUGGAGGAGAAGGGAGUGGAAAAAAUCACGAUAGAGCCUCUGAACCGCAGUGAGAUGGGCAGGUGGUUACGGACCCUGAUGAAUGAGAGUAUGACACAGCAGGUCCCGGAGGGUCUCGAGGAUGUUUGGGAGGAGGAGGAAUCACCGUACCAUGACAUCAAAACAGAAGAUCUUAACUCGUCCGACGGCUUCAAUUACAAGGAUCCGCCUGAGCCUCCAGCCCGCCCAGCUCAUCACUACGACCUUGAGGACAAUGACACCUUAACUACGAUAGACUUCAACAACUCUCUAAGUCUGAACUCUCCGUGCAGCACAGGGGAGGAAAAUGGAGAGGAUGAAAGUCCACAUGUACGAGGGAAUGUGACUGGAGAGUUGUACACGCAGGUACGGAAGAGUUCCACUGGAACGAUGGAAGAGGAGAUGAAAGAAGUGAAUUCCGUGAUAAAGAAUAAUUCUCUUACAAAAGCUGAAGAAGGUCAUUUCACGUUCUCCUCACCAAGGGGAGCUAACUCACCCCUAGGGGACACAUCAGUGUUUGGUUCUUCCUACCAGGGAGAUGAUGGAAGUGGCGAGGGUAGUAUGUUUGCUGAUAUUUUAACCAAAAUUAACCGUCAUUUUAGCCGAGAAAAUGAACAGAAUGACCCUGAUAGUACAAAUCAAGAUCACUUUCGAAUAGAAAGUGAUCAUCCUAGUUCGGAAAAUGAGCAAUUUACUGCUAGUUCAGAAAAUACACAAGAUGAUAUUGAGCAAUUACUUUGCGAAAAUGGGCUUGACGAAAUUGUGGAAGAUAGCGACUCGGAUAAAAAUACAGACACAGCAUACAAUAGUGGUGUUAACUCGGAAAACAGUUCUCUGGAGCGGAAAAACCGCGGCAGUGAUCAAGGAUCUCUAACACAUUCCCAGAAUGACCUUGACACCAUGAGUCAGGCCACAGACAUACUGGUCAGUCCCCUCGAGGAUUCUGUGACCUUUCCUGGCUGUAACGACCUCGUACAGAUAGAGGUCACGAGUCCCGAUGAGGAUUCAAACUUUCAAAAUAUGGACCAAUCAGAUAAUGGAAUUGCCCUCAUGGACAAUUCAGAUACUGGAGAUUAUCCGCCAAUUAUCCAAUUCCUGGAGAAUGACCAGUCAGGGUGGAAUGGUACAGAAAAUAAAAAGGAUUUUAUGAACAGCAAGACAUCACGUGACCAAUGUGACUCAGCGAUCUACGAGGCUGAGGUAGACUGUGAGGAACUACCGCAGGUGACUUUACAGAAAGUGGAACAGCUGCGUGAACACUUGGUGGAGUUGAAGGAUAAAAGAAUAUCGGUGCGGGACCAGAAAAACCAGAUGGGGACCGGAUCGUGGGAGCGUGACUCCCUCGAGGAAGAGUACCUCCAGCUGGACCAUGAGUGUAAACAGGUCGCUACCCAAAUCUCCGUCCUAGAACAGCAAGUGUAGUGAUACGACCACCUCUCUAUGUCCACCUUGUUUGCCUUAGGAAAUUAAAUACGGAACAACUUCUUUGGAGAAGAUGGUGUUCGAUGUAUCUCCAAAACUUCUCCAAACAAUUUAUAAGGAAUAUCAGAACGUAAAUUUACACGAGUUUCUCAACAAAGAAAUAUAUAUCCGACUGAUUAGAAAUGUGAGCUAACGGAAGGUUUGGAUAUCUGAGAUAUCUAGGUAUCUGUUUGUAUAUCCAAGAAACUGUACUGUUAUAAAACCUGAUCUGCCUCUGGAUUAAUCUCAGAAAUCGGACUGUUCGGCUACCAGUAAUUUUAUUAUCCUGUGGUUUGUAAAACUUUUGUAUUUGGUACAGGUUACUAUACCAAUUGUUUUAGUGAAUUCUUGUUGGGAAAAGUUGUAAUACCCAAAAUGUUUUAUGGAAAAGAAAAGGUCUGGACUUACAAGGGUUUUAAAGUAGAAACAAAAAAUGUCAUAUUCUGCUUGAUGAAUAUUAGUACUGUGGUAUAAUAAUAACUUAUCAAAGGAGCUCUAUAUAUAGAUUGCUGUGUACCAUGUGAUGUGAUUUAACCAGUCACAGUUACACGAAAGAGUUCUAUAUAUAGAUUGAUGUGUGCCAUGUGAUGUGUUUAAAGCAGUCACAGCCUACCAAAAGAGUUCUAUAAAUAGAUUGCUGUGUACCAUGUGAUGUGAUUUAACCAGUCACAGCUACCGAAAGAGUUCUAUAAAUAGAUUGAUGUGUACCAUGUGAUGUGAUUUAACCAGUUACAGCUACACAAAAGAGCUCUAUAUAUAGAUUGCUGUGUACCAUGUAAUGUGAUUUAACCAGUCACAGCUACACGAAAGAGUUCUAUAUAUAGAUUGCUGUGUACCAUGUGAUGUGAUUUAACCAGUCACAGCUACACGAAAGAGCUCUAUAUAUAGAUUGCUACAUAUUAGAAUAUUAAUGUUAUGUAUGAUUAUGAUGCACUUCAGAUGCAGGAUUUGGUAGAUUUGGUAUCCCAGAUCAUCAACUAUCAUGUCAGUGCUACGUGUUUUAAAUGGAAUACGAAAUAACCCUAGACCAAGUGCUAAUCAGUCUAUAAAUAGAUUUAUUACAGGUAACAGGCAGUGCUUACAAUGUGUAUUUGGCAAAUAAAACAUAUAUUAAUGGGAGGGUGAUUUUCAAUUUUAUUGGAAAGAGACCUUUUGCAAAAUGUUGACUUUUAUUGAAGAAUAAAUAAGAUGUAGGACAGUGCUGAAGGGUCCCAGCUGGUCGUCAAUAUCAUUUCACAAUUUUUAAAAGAAAUCUUUCAGUUAAGGUGUUAUUGUUAAGUUUCCAAUAUCAAAGAAGAUCUGAACUUUCCAUAAAUGCCACCAGUACUAGAAAAUUCUGACAAGUGCUUGAAUAAAAAAAAUAUAUAUAUAUUGUUUAGGGCCAUAAUAUGUACAUGUUACUUAUGGGAAAAGUAAAACACAUGCUUUUGGAUAUAAAUUGACUGUAUACAUGGAAGGUAAAAUCUGAGGACCCUUGGAUUUGAAAGUAGACCAGUCCCAGAGUAAACUAAGAACUCCUAUACCACAGGUUGUCUUACAGGCUGUUGGUAUAGGAUUUUAGAGGUGUAUCAAAAUAUGAUGAGAUUUCUUCAGGUUGUCAUAUACAUUGUACAUCAAAUAUCCAUAUAUAAUGUAUUACAAAAAGAAAACCAGGUCAAUAAUUGGCUUAACUCAUGCACCCCUGAAAUUUUAUAAUGAACUAUUCCGGCCUUUGAAUUGGAAGAGUUCAAAUGUGUCUUCAGGAGUGAAUGAGUUAAAUUCUGAAAACCAGCAGGAACCCUUCUGUAACGAUAAUAUGGCAGUGAUUAAAAAUUAAUUAGCUGUCAAUUUAGUAACUUAACUUUUUGAGAAAUAUCUGUUAAGGACCAAUUGUUGGUAAGAAAUGGCGAUGCAUUAUUAUUCAAUCUCACUCACAUCGGGUGUGAAAUGUAAUAUGUGAUGAAUAAUCAAAAACAUUAAAUCAAAGUCUUGUAUUUUUUCUAUUUUAUGAACAAGAUAGCAAGUAAAAUCAAAUUACCUGGAGUGGAUUGUAUCGACAAGUGACAUAUGUAUAAGAUAAGCAAAAUACAUUAUUUCAUAAAUGAAUAUUGAAAUAUAUUUAUAUGACAAAUCAAACACUUGAUUCAGAAUGAAUUUUUUCCAAUAAUUUUACUCGGUUUUUCUUCAAAUAGUUGUGUGUUUUUGUCGUACUUAAAUAUUCUGUAGACAGGAGGUCACAAAGCUCCCGACCUGUGUGAAGGGGAGAUAAGUUAAGGUUGUAUUAGCCGGUCAUUUUACUGUUUUGUUAUACAUUGAAAUAGACCCGUGUUUUUGUUGGACAUUUUUUAAGGUUGUGCUUUGUUUUUUAUUAUGAGUAGUUAAUGUUUCUGAUUUUAUGACGGAUGUUAGUGAUACAAUGAGCUACACUAAGUGUACAAGGCCAUACUGCACGGCAUUUAUUAUACGGAGAUCUAAACACAGUUCAGGACUCCGACUGUACAUCUAAUGUUGUCUGCCAGAUACAUGUACACCUUUAGCUUUUUGUAAAGUGAGCAUUUCUUUUGAUGUGAAGAUUUACCUGAAUGCAUGCUGUUUUGAUAUUUUUCAGCACUAUGUACACAUAAUAUAUGGUGCACUCAAACCUUUAUUUAGAGACCACCUUCGGGAAGUCAGUUAACUCAGUCACCCCUGAAAUUUCAUAAUGAACUAUUCCAACCUUUGAAUUGGAAGAGUUUAAAUUCAUCUUCAGGGGUUAAGUGGCUUCUUUGACUCUUAUUGCAGGUUGUCUCUUUAUACAGGAUCAGUUCACAUGAAAAUUCAAAAAAAAAACGGAUUUGAUUAUUAAACCUGUCUUAUCCACCCUCUGAGUAUUCUGACAUUCUUUAUGAUCCGACAUAAUGUUAUUCCAUCAUUUACGAAAACUACCAAACAUUAAACAUAGUGUGUGUUUUGACAUUCUUUCUUACCUGUUCAGAUUGCUGUUUCCUACAGGGUGUCAACUAAGACAUGUGUCAUUUUCCUACAGUGUGUCAGAUAAGACAUGUGUCAUUUUCCUAUAGUGUGUCAGAUAAGACAUGUGUCAUUUUCCUACAGUGUGUCAGAUUAGACAGGUUUCAUUUUCUUACAGGGUGUCAAAUAAGACAGGUUUCAUUUUCCUACAUGGUGUCAAUUAAGACAGGUUUUAUUUUCCUACAGGGUGUCAGAUAAGACAGGUUUCUGUUAAUAUCAAAGCUUUAGGGAGAGGAAAAUUAAAAUGGAAAAACAUUUGUUAGAUUCAGAUUUGCUGGUACAUUUAGUUAGGUGGAGCCAGUAAAUUUAUAAGAGUUUAUUGUACUGUUAUUAUAAUUUGGUUCUGAUAUAAAAUAACUGUAGAGAUAAAAUCUUCAGGCAAUAUUUGCUGUGCAGUAGUUUUAUAACUUGCCAUCCCUAAAUAUAUUACUGCUUUAAAUCAUCUAAAUGGACUGAGUCCAUUACAAUAGUUUAGGGGUGACAGGUGCUGUUAAGUUUGUAUAAUUGCAUAAAUUACAUUCAUCUUUGUUUUGUAUUUUAUUGCUAUUCAUAUAUUUAUUGUAUGAUUCCACAAUAUUUUGUAUUCAUUUGCGUGUGCUGUCUAAUUUGACCCAGCUAAUCUGAUAUUGGACUGGACUAUAUGUGUGUACAGCCAGACCCAGGGAGUGUCGGGGUAUUUAUUUAGGACACAUUUUAUACCUUACCUUUGCACUUUAGACAUUUUUCAGAAUUUUACAAAGAAAUAACAUCAACAACUUAUUACUUCAGUUUUGAAAGCAAAUUGACAUGUUUGUAACAAUUUCUAGAUGACAUUUUUUCUGUCACAGAAAAUGAAUACAAAUAAUUUGUAGUAGUUAUUGAUUAUCAUGAUAAUUGAGAGAAAAAGUGCAACUUUUUUUUUAAUUGCUUAUCUCCCUUAGCUCAUUUAUUUACAGUCAGAUGUGACAGAACCCACAUCGUAGUAGUCGUAAGUUUUCUGUAAUUCCUUUGGGAACAGGGUUAUAAGUAGGAUGGACACAGGAAGUUCUCUUUUAGGAAUAGGGUAAAAGGUCAAUGUCACAGGGUCAUAAGUGUAAUUCUCUCACAACCUUGUCUAAAUGAUAGUCUCUUGGUAUUUUUUACUCCUCACUUAGACCAAAGAGAUGAAUACGAGUUGUGGACAAAUUACGGGAACGAUUUGUAGAAUGUACUAUUGAUUCUCAUCAUGAAAUAUUGUUGUUCAAAGUUAAUUGAAGAUAUAGGAUGUUAAGUAUUGGACUAUACAGUGUUAUUGCUGGGCUAGAAACAUUUAUAUAAAGAUACAAUAACAUAAUUAGAAUUAUGAAAUUUUGUUGUAGUGUUAGAGAUGUACUUGAAAGAUAUACAGCCUUGUUAUAGUGUUAGAAACACAUGUACUCUCCUGUAUGUACUGUUUACUAAAGUUCUCCUUCAAAAGGAUUCUAUAUUGAUUUAUAUGCUGUAGAAUGGUCUAAUAAAUGUUAUUGUACUUUUUUUCACAGGUUUGUUUUUUCCCCUGUAGACUAAGAGGUCUAGAGUCCCCUGGGGGGUAUGGGGGUUUGGGGAAGUAGGUUUUUAGGGGUCGGAGGGGUAGAUUAAUGGAAAAAGGAGGUUUGGUGAAGAGGGAUGGUAGGGGCAGGAGGUUUAGGGUAGUAGGUUGUUAGGGGUAGGGGGUUGGGUUUUUAUGGGAAGGGGGUCUUAAAUGGCUUUCUGUUUUACUCUUCCCUGAAAUACUGACACCAUAUUGUUUGAGAUUUGAAAAGUAAGCAAAUGAAAAGUCAAAAUCUCACCAGAUUUAUGGCCGACACUGAGCCCCAAUAAUAUUUUAGAGGAGACAACCCUUGGAUAGAAAACCAUUUAUAUUUUUGUGUUACAUUCCUAGCUACAUGUACCUGACUGUUUUCUGUAGACUGUGUUUUAGCUACUGUUGUGUCCGUCUAUCUGUCUGUCUGUCUAUCUGUCCUCUGUCUGUCAGUCAGACAAGUUACUAAGUAUUACUUUCAUCCCUAUCUAGUAACUAUGACAACACAUCAUCCAGUUUUAUCAAACAGUCCCAUUCCUGUUGCUAGUCAUGGUUUCCAUGGUAACACUAUUACUCUCUAUAAACUGUUUGAUUUUGUCAAUAUCUUCAAGUUUCCAUGCAAACUUGGCCCGUCGAGACUCUAGUCACAUGUCUGGGCUGUAAAAUGUGCAAUUACAGGAAAAAACCCAUGUCAUAAUGUUCAUCACUCAUCUGUUACAACAUGGAAUUGGUCAUCACAUGUGACCUGUUGUCAUUGACAACCUUGUUGAUUUGUCAAGUGUUGUGAUGGACAAACUCUAGGUUAGGUCAUAAACAACCUCAUUGGUUGCGACUUUAUUUUAGUUACUACAGAACCUGUGUAUUCUGACAUUUGUGACAUUAUGUAUCCCUAGUACUACAGAACCUGUGUAUUCUGACACUCCUAGUAAUGAGGUACAUUAACGGAUUCAUGUGUCAGAAUCUUGUGAUGUGUAUAUCGAUUCACUGGCCUACAACUGGAGAUUUUUAUAUGGGUACAAGUUCCAAGGUUAUGACAAUGACUGAUAAAUGUGUCCAUCUGCCAGUCAUGACCUUGAUGAUAACUAUGCCAGUAAAGCAGUACUUUCUUGACUGAUUCUCUAUCCCCACUCCAGGAAGUCUCUUCUGGAGACUUGACAGGGGAAUCAAUUUGGUCCUCCCUGUAUAUACCAAUGCCCCUUCCCCAGCCACCAGGAAUGAGCCUUCCAUGGUUCCAUAGGAUUUCACUGCUGUCACCCAUCCAGCCACUGACCCCACUCUGACCAGGCACUGACCACUUUCUGACCCCACUCACACUCUGACCACGCUCAAUGUUCUUUUACAUUAGAGUCAGUCCCAGAGUUAUACCAUGUCACUAGAAAAAAAAACUAGCCAGUCUUUAACUCAUUCAGACCUGAAAUUUGAUAAUGCACUAUUGAAACCUUUGAAUAGAAAGAGUUUAAAUGUGCCUUCAGUGGUGAAUGAGUCAAAGCCGAACUUAUCCGUCAUAGUCCUUGGCUGCUACAUAUGUGUUCAUGGGUCAGAAACUAGAGACACAUACGUGAUUACAGAUUCACAAGUCAAGAGCCCGUAGGUGUAAGGUUCAUGAGUGAUACUUGGAAUAUGGUAGGUUCGGGGAGAAUCCACAGAGAAGAUACAUGUGUGUCUACCGUCAUCUAUGUACCCUGUCAUCAAGGUUAAACCUACCAUGUUAUCACAUUCUAUCUUAUCAAUUGUCAAGGGUACACCGGUUUUCCCAUACUCAAGGUCAUUUAAGGUCGGCCAGAUACUGAGUUACCUGACGGGACACCGUCUAUCUCGGUCAGUAGAGAAAUGUUCAGAUACAUACAGGGGUUUGUCUUGUGUGAAAAAAUCCAAACAUAUCAAAUACAUACAGCACCUGUAGAAUUGAUCGUCGUUAUAUAGUUUUUAAUGUUCAAUUUAUUUCACAACAUUACAUUCAAUAAAACAAAUGUAUUUGAAAUAAAUCAAAAUAGAUGUACAAGUUUUGAACAUAGUCUUUCUGUGCUAAUUACAGUCACAUGGUGACUUUUUAUCCCACUCAUCCCUCGAGUCACCUUUGGACUGCUCUAAAUCAAAUAAUGGCAAAGUCCAUAAUGGAAUUCCAAGGGUGAUCAGGUAAAUUCUUCACAAAUAUUGCAUUGAUUUUUUGUUUAUAAUCAUGGCUACACACAUAUUACCCCUUUUAAAGGUCAAAGGUUAGCAGAUUUUAUGUAACUCACUUUUCCUUGCUUACACUGUUUUAUGAAAGAUUUAUCUUGUAUCAUGCCAUUCUCUGUUGGAAUGGAAUGGGCUAUAUAUCCAACAUGCGGACCAUUCCAUUUGUGAUAUUAGGGAGAUGUAGCUGUGUGUACUCUUAUUUGAUGAUAUUAUGGGGAAGAACUAUACCUGACCACUUUUGUCAUCGCUGCAUAGAAAUAAAAUAUUUUAUGAUA
Molecule: messenger RNA, 10890 nt
Organism: Mizuhopecten yessoensis (Yesso scallop)
Lineage: Eukaryota; Metazoa; Mollusca; Bivalvia; Pectinida; Pectinidae
Exons: 15
Coding region: 331-3891 (1186 amino acids)
Cellular component (GO): cytosol
Molecular function (GO): SH3 domain binding
Source: RefSeq, a predicted model, not a curated record